This is a messenger RNA of Thelazia callipaeda (thelaziosis nematode), 608 nucleotides long. The record is from the annotation of a GenBank genome assembly. Lineage: Eukaryota; Metazoa; Nematoda; Chromadorea; Rhabditida; Thelaziidae.
GUCGAAGAAAUGGUGGUAGUAACGUGUGUUUAUGAAGGAGCUAGCGAUGAAGUCAAAAGGCAAGAAGAAAAACUCACUAUUCUUGCUCAAAAAUACGGUGGUAUGAGUGGUGGGGCUGAUAAUGGAAAAUAUGGGUAUCGAUUAACUUUCGCUAUUGCAUACCUUAGAGAUCUUGGUUUAGACUAUUCAGUUGUUGGUGAAUCAUUCGAGACAUCUAUCCCGUGGGAUAAAGUAAUACCUAUGUGUAAUAAUGUGAAAGAAGUUAUUAGACGUGAAGGAAAGGCAAAUGGUUUAACUCUACCGCUACUUGCAACAUGCCGGGUGACCCAAAUCUAUGAUUCCGGUGCUUGCGUAUAUUUCUACUAUGCAUUUAAUUAUCGCGGCAUAUCUGAUCCUAUACAGUUAUGUGAUCGCAUUGAGAAAGCUGCACGAGAUGAGAUCAUAGCCUGUGGUGGAUGUAUAUCUCACCAUCAUGGUAUUGGCAAGCUGCGGAAGCAUUGGUAUCCAGAAAGUGUUAGUGAUUGUGGUCUGUCUACCUUGAGAGCCAUUAAGGAAGGACUUGAUCCAUUGGUAUGUACUAUUUUUCCGUUCUCUGUUUUAAAAUGAAG